Messenger RNA from Monodelphis domestica (gray short-tailed opossum), 365 nucleotides. It is a transcript of the gene LENEP, whose product is annotated as lens epithelial protein. The record is from RefSeq and is a predicted model, not a curated record. NCBI's taxonomy places the organism in Eukaryota, Metazoa, Chordata, Mammalia, Didelphimorphia, Didelphidae. Gene Ontology annotation, biological process: multicellular organism development.
AUGGAGCCAGCCCCUUUUCUCCCACUGAGAAACAUCCCCAUGCAACCGAAGGCUGUGCCUGUGGCCCAGACCUUGCCCUUCUCCCUCAGCCAGGCCCUUCGUGAUGCUGGGUUCCGACUACCUGUCACCAAGAUGGGCACAAGCUGGGGGGUACUCCAGCGAUUCCUGAAGGAGGCGGCUUAUAUCCUUCUCUGCUGCUGGUGUAUUAAGGAGCUGCUAGACUAGCCCAGGGAUUCAGGACUCUCCCUGCCCAUCCUCAUCUUUGUCACCACAUCCAGUAUUCUCAGUGCCUUCUCCAUCUCCGAGCCUGCUUGUGUCCUCUGUGCUUACCGGAGGGUAUCAAUAAAUGAGUGGAGUGCAAUGCC